Bipolaris maydis ATCC 48331 is the source of this 1107-nucleotide messenger RNA. RefSeq lists its product as uncharacterized. The record is from RefSeq and is a predicted model, not a curated record. Gene Ontology annotation, biological process: regulation of DNA-templated transcription. Gene Ontology annotation, molecular function: zinc ion binding; DNA-binding transcription factor activity, RNA polymerase II-specific. NCBI's taxonomy places the organism in Eukaryota, Fungi, Ascomycota, Dothideomycetes, Pleosporales, Pleosporaceae.
AUGCAUUGCUCAGCCUCACAACCAAACGAGCAACUCGACGAAGCGACUCACCCCGACACAAUGACGGAAGACACCGACAAAGCACUUGACAUGCAAAGCAUGACCAUGUUCUUUGAAGGCAUAACGCCGUACGACACAAGUAAUGCUUCCACAAAGAAUGACUUUGCAUUCUCAGCGCUUGAGAUGGAAUUCCUGACGCCGUGCUCGAGUCAAGGCGGUGGAGCUAUGUUUAGUAGCUCCGAUACGUACGCAACCAACAUCAUGCUCGAAGACGAAGAUGCAAUCGACUUUGCACGGCCAGCAAGUAGUGCAUGUGACAGCGAGCAAGGCCCACAAAGCAGCAUGCAGCGCCUGGCCAAGAUUGGUCUGGACCUCCACGAGCAAACGACAAAGUACCAAAAAGUCGGCGACAACAUUGUCAUGCAGGACCUCGUCAGCGACGUCCUGCGCAGCUCCACUGAGUACCUGAAUUGCUUGCUCACACUAGAUGAGACCUUUAUAUCCAAUCAAAGCAGCAGAUUUGGCAACGCGUGGACAGACGACGGGCAGUCAAGCCUACAACUGGACAUGUCAGCCGUAUUUCAAUUGCUGAUCCCUUACGUGAGGUUAGUUCAGCUGCACAAUACACUAUACCGGACAAUGCUCCGCUAUUUAGGUAGUAGUGGCAGUGGGGGAGGCAACGGCAACGGUAACAACGGUAACGGCCCAUCGGGUGCGCCGGUGCCGCAGUCGAAUUUUCCGCUCUUCACCGUCGAUGGUACUUGCGUCAACGCUAGCGAAACUUUUCGCGCACGACUCUUGUUGCACAUGAACGUAGAUCUGUUGGCGGAGAUUGAGAUGGCUUUGGAUUUGCCGCACGAGGCGCGGAUAUGCAAUCCGCAGGUAGAAGGUGGAAUGGGUAGUAUGAAUAGCCCCAUGAGCUUUCCGCUCAACGGGCAGGGCACGUGCGGCCUCUUGCGCAAGGCUAUCUCGCCGAGACUACUCGGUACGAUCCUUGAAGAACGAAACCUAGGGGUUGAUGGCGUACAAUCCAUGCGAGACACCAUUGCUUGCAUUAAGUGCUUACUUCGAUCUACCCGCCACCGACCACAAUAUACUAGUCUUUGA